This is a messenger RNA of Merops nubicus (carmine bee-eater), 1754 nucleotides long. Its product is annotated as kinesin-like protein KIF1A. Gene Ontology annotation, molecular function: microtubule binding; ATP binding; microtubule motor activity. The transcript has 18 exons. The record is from RefSeq and is a predicted model, not a curated record. NCBI's taxonomy places the organism in Eukaryota, Metazoa, Chordata, Aves, Coraciiformes, Meropidae. The annotation marks the transcript as partial. Gene Ontology annotation, biological process: microtubule-based movement.
CAAUCCUGAACCCGAAGCAGCCCAAAGAGACACCAAAAAGCUUCAGCUUUGACUAUUCCUACUGGUCCCACACCACGCCCUCAGACAUUAACUAUGCAUCUCAGAAGCAAGUAUACCAGGACAUUGGUGAGGAGAUGUUGCAGCAUGCCUUUGAAGGCUAUAAUGUCUGCAUCUUCGCCUACGGGCAGACAGGUGCUGGAAAAUCCUACACCAUGAUGGGGAAACAGGAGAAGGACCAGCAAGGCAUCAUCCCACAGCUCUGUGAGGAUCUCUUCUCCCGCAUCAACGACACGACGAAUGACAACAUGUCCUACUCUGUGGAGGUGAGCUACAUGGAGAUAUACUGUGAGCGUGUGAGGGACCUCCUGAACCCCAAGAACAAGGGGAACCUGCGGGUGAGGGAGCAUCCCCUUAUGGGCCCGUAUGUUGAGGACCUUUCCAAGCUGGCUGUGACUUCCUACAAUGACAUCCAGGACCUCAUGGACUCUGGGAACAAGGCCCGCACAGUGGCUGCCACCAACAUGAAUGAGACCAGCAGCCGCUCCCACGCCGUGUUCAACAUCAUCUUCACCCAGAAGCGGCACGACGCGGAGACGGACAUCACCACUGAGAAGGUCAGCAAAAUCAGCUUGGUGGACCUGGCAGGGAGUGAGCGAGCUGACUCCACUGGUGCAAAGGGCACAAGACUAAAGGAAGGAGCAAACAUCAACAAGUCCUUGACCACCCUGGGGAAAGUCAUCUCUGCCUUGGCUGAAAUGAACAAAAAGAAGAAGAAGACAGAUUUCAUCCCUUACCGGGACUCGGUGCUGACCUGGCUGUUGCGGGAGAACCUGGGGGGCAACUCCAGGACAGCCAUGGUUGCUGCUCUCAGUCCUGCUGACAUCAACUACGAUGAAACCCUCAGCACCCUCAGGUAUGCUGACCGUGCCAAGCAGAUCCGCUGCAAUGCUGUCAUCAAUGAGGACCCCAACAACAAGCUCAUCCGGGAGCUGAAGGACGAGGUGGCACGUCUGCGUGACCUUCUCUAUGCCCAGGGCCUUGGGGACAUCAUUGACAUGACCAACGCCAUCGCUGGGAUCAGCCCCUCUUCCUCCCUGUCAGCCUUGUCCAGCCGAGCCGCCUCCGUCGCCAGCCUCCACGAGCGCAUCAUGUUUGCUCCGGGCAGCGAAGAGGCGAUCGAGAGGCUGAAGGAAACAGAGAAGAUCAUUGCAGAGCUGAAUGAGACAUGGGAGGAGAAGCUGCGGAGGACGGAAGCAAUCCGGAUGGAGAGGGAAGCAUUGCUGGCCGAAAUGGGGGUGGCCAUGCGGGAGGAUGGAGGCACUUUGGGUGUUUUCUCUCCUAAAAAGACGCCCCACUUGGUCAACCUGAACGAGGAUCCACUCAUGUCCGAGUGUCUUCUCUACUACAUCAAGGAUGGGAUAACAAGGGUUGGCCGGGAAGAUGCGGAGAAGAGGCAGGACAUCGUUCUCAGUGGGCACUUCAUUAAAGAAGAGCACUGUCUUUUCCGCAGCGACACCAAAACCGGUGGUGAAGUGAUAGUAACCCUGGAGCCCUGCGAAGGUGCUGACACCUAUGUGAAUGGCAAAAAGGUGACAGAGCCCAGCAUCCUGCGCUCAGCUUUCGCCGAGGGGGAGCUGCUGGAGAAACAGGGCAUUGACAUGAAGCAGGAGAUGGAGCAGCGGCUUCAAGAACUAGAGGAUCAGUACCGGAGGGAGCGGGAGGAGGCCAAUUAUCUUCUUGAGCAGCAGAGGCUG